Messenger RNA from Ipomoea nil (Japanese morning glory), 975 nucleotides. RefSeq names its product PLASMODESMATA CALLOSE-BINDING PROTEIN 5-like. Bases 74 to 604 code for a protein of 176 amino acids. The transcript has 3 exons. Lineage: Eukaryota; Viridiplantae; Streptophyta; Magnoliopsida; Solanales; Convolvulaceae. The record is from RefSeq and is a predicted model, not a curated record.
CCCCGUCCGUCUUAACGGCUCUCCCCUGAACCCUCAAACUUCAGAAAGACACACUCUCUCAUCUCCGCCAAACAUGCCGGCAAUCUUCUCCUUCCCUCUUCUAUUCUCCUUACUAUCUACCCUCUGCGCCGCUCAAGGCGGCAGCUCCGCCGCAGGCAACGGAGGAUCGAGGGUGGAGCUAUGGUGCGUGGCCAAGAACAACGCGGAGGAUGCUGCACUCCAGUCAUCGCUCGAUUGGGCCUGCGGACCCGGCGGUGCCGACUGUGGGCCCAUCCAGCCCGGCGGCCCGUGCUACGACGCCUCCGACAUCCAGAGGACGGCGUCGUUUGCCUUCAACGAUUACUUCAUCAAACACGGCAUGACUGAGGACGCCUGUAAUUUCCAGAACACCGCCGCUCUCACUUCUCUGAACCCUAGCUUUAACAAGUGCAAGCUCCCAUCAAGUCUAAGUAAUGGGAAGAUUAGCACACCAACAGAUAUGGGAUUAGGGCCAUCAGCAAUGGAUGUAAAUACCAGCAGUUCUAUAAAAGCGGGCAGAUGGACGUGGGAUUUGAUCACGAUAUGUUUCUUGUUUGCAUCUGUAUUCAUUUUGCGAGGAAGAUGAAGCUGGUGGACUGUGUUCUUCUCCCCUUGUAUGUAAUGUCGAAGAUGAGAGCAAAAGUAGCAUUUUUCUCAAGAUCAGAUCACCAUGGAAUCCAUUUUAUGUGCCAGAAUAUUGUAGUGUAUGUAUCAUCUGCUAGUUUUUGUCAAGUCCAGUUAUGGGAAAGCCUGUUUCAAACUCUUUAGUUUUCCCCUCUGUGAUAUGCCUUUUAGCCCCUUUGGGCAUAUGUAUGUAAUUCCCAGUUUUAGGAUAAUGUUGAAUAUUAUAUUAUGGAGGUUGGUUCUUCAUAACUUGUUCUCAACUUCACUCCAACCACCUAAGUUGGUCAGGUAGUUGAUUUGAUAUAAUCACGAGAUUUUAAGUCCGAUUCUUAA